Molecule: messenger RNA, 567 nt
Organism: Mesorhabditis spiculigera
Lineage: Eukaryota; Metazoa; Nematoda; Chromadorea; Rhabditida; Rhabditidae
Source: the annotation of a GenBank genome assembly
AUGCGAACGAUUUUUGUCCUGAUUUUUGUUUGUACCUCGGCACUGGCAGUCAGUGGAAAACAGAUUGUGCGUGGGAAGCGACAAUGCGCUUCUUGUCUUCAGAUGGAAGUAGAAAUGCAGCAGACAAUUCCUCUCUACCAGCAACCCACGUGUAAAUGCCCUACACAUUGUCGUUGCGCCGUCACGAGGCAGGGGACGCCAUAUUGCGCGUGCCAACCUGUCGUCUCGCCUAAAACGCAAACUGUCACCCAACGAAUCCCACAGACCCCAUGUAAUGCCUGUUCUCAAGCCUGCGCGUCAGCAUGCCGCGACAGCCAGCUAACCCCGAAGCAAUGUGGCUGUGAGAAAGUGUGUAGCCCAGUAUGCACUACGGCUACCGUAUCCUCUGUCCAAUUGCAAUACAACCAACCCAUGGCUGCCCCAACUAUGGCCCCAAAAACUACGAGAAUGCCCAGACAGACGGACUAUAAUACGUGCCUUCCAAAAUGCUCGGAUUUAUGCCGCCAAUUCUGCCCCUCGACCCAUUGCAUCAACAAAUGCCAAUAUGGAUGUUUCACGGCUUGUCUU